AUGACAAGUACAACCGAAUCUUUGAUCAGUUUAUAUAUAUUUUCUACGCCGAAUAAAUUUCGCAAAGUAAAACUUCUUAUAGACGAAGGUAUACAACUCAAAACACAAGUUAGUCCGAAUACAUGUUUGGAAGAUCUUGUUAUUCCUAUCACUACUGUUCAUGACUUGCUCAUUCUUUUCACACUUGCACCGUGCCUAAUUCGACUACAGUUAUGUAUUGUACGUAAUACAUCACAAGAGUUCGUUCUUCAAUUUCAAUUGGAAGUUAUGCCACAAGUAUUGAAAGAGUUUUACAUACAAACAAUACAACAUCAAGUAAUUUCGUUUCAAGCUCUAUUACGACCACUCAUUUAUAAUAUUUCGUCGAUUGAAUAUCUUUCUGUUGCUGUGAAAACUGACGAUCCGGAUUAUGCUGAUGGACGUCUUUGGGCAGAUGUGAUCGCUAAUAUGCCCUCUCUGAAAACAUUUCUUUUAGGUCUUGAAAUACAAAUAACAGCAAAUCUGCUUACUCGUUUCAGUGAUGUGAUGAUAAAUGAUCAUGCAUCAAGAACGAGAUCACAUGUCGAAAAAUUAUCUCAACAUGAUCAAACAUUUGAACAUCAAUAUUCUUCAUCAUUGGAACUAAAUCCACGAAUUACCUCAGUUAUUCAUAUUUCUGUCAGACCAACUAGUAGUGCCUGUCUGCCUUUAGAUAAUAAAGACAAGAAGAGUAUCAAUCAUAAAUCAGCAACUCUCACAACUUAUCAAAACCGUAGUAGAUUUGAAAAAUCAGUUAAUAAAGAACAUUUAAACAAACGAUCAACAAGUACAACAUCUUUUGUCAGUGUGACUAAAAUUCACCGUCCAUUAUCACAGUUUCGUCAAAAGUCAUGGAAAUCUACUAAUGAUUUAAAUCAUAAAUUUGAUAAUGUGAAAAAUUACGAAACAAAUUCAACUAUCAAACAUCAUCAGUGUAGAACAGUCAAAGAUACUAUUACCAAAAAAACAAUCCCAACAAAAUGUAUUAAAAAUAAAAAUUUAUUGGGAACAGUAGAAGAUCUAGCAAAUCCCAUACAUCAAUAUCAUCAUUCAGCAAAGAAUAAAAAGAUAAAAAAUUGGUUUGCAUAUUUUUGUCAAUGUUCACGACGACGGGCAUGCGUAUCUUUAUUUUGUCUUAUUCUUUUUUGUAUAAUUAUCACUAUUAUUCUUCUUGUUAUUCUAUUAAACAAAUCGAAAGCAACAGCUGUUGAACCUUCUCUUAUAGCUAUUCUUCGUUGGAAUACUACUGGUAUAACAUUAUUUGGUACUACAGGCAUAAGAGGAAACACAUCUCAACAAUUUUCCAGUCCUUUUGGUUUAGCAUUGGAUUCAUUCAAUAAUCUCUAUAUUGGUGAUAGAUAUAAUAAUCGAAUUCAACAAUGUAAUAUCAGAGGAUUAACUUGUACAACAGUAGCUGGUCAAGCAAAUGCAGUACGAGGAACUAAUAUGAGUUAUUUGAAUGGACCUACUUAUAUUUAUCUUGAUUCAAAUGACAAUUUAUAUAUAGCAGAUUCUGAUAAUUAUCGAGUUCAAUUUUGGAGUUAUGGUGCAUCUUAUGGUAAGACAAUAGCUGGAAUUACAGGUUCUUCGGGUUCUGCAUUAAAUCAAUUCAAUAUUCCAUAUGGCAUUGCACUAGAUUCUAAUUUAAAUACAGUAUAUAUUGCAGACUAUAAUAAUCAUCGUGUUAUGAAGUACGUAUCAAAUAGUGUAUCUGGUACUAUUGCUGCUGGUGGAAAUGGCUUCGGAACAACUAAUACAAAAUUAUAUCGUCCUGCUGGUCUUUAUUUCGAAUCAUCAACAAAUAGUCUUAUAAUUGCUAAUUUUGGUGCAAGUAAUAUUGUUCGUUGGAUCUUAGGUGAUAAUAAAUGGACAAUUGUUGAAGGUGAUACUAAUGGAUUAAAUGGUAAUACAUCAACACUACUUGAUCAUCCUACAAGUAUAACAUAUGAUCCAAUGGGUAAUAUGUAUGUAGCAGAUAUGUUUAAUCAUCGUAUACAAAUGUAUCCAGUUGGUCAAUCAAAUGGUACUACAAUUGCGGGUAUAUCAGGAGUAUUUGGCAAUGAUUCAACUAUGCUUAACUAUCCUGUUUCGAUAAUUCUUGAUAAUCAACUUAAUUUAUAUGUUAGUGAUUCAUUUAAUCAUCGAAUACAAAAAUUUAUCCGCUAUUAA
This is a messenger RNA of Rotaria sp. Silwood2, 2187 nucleotides long. The record is from the annotation of a GenBank genome assembly. NCBI's taxonomy places the organism in Eukaryota, Metazoa, Rotifera, Eurotatoria, Philodinida, Philodinidae.